AUGAAAGGAAGCUCAGAAGAAAGCAUUGAAAGCGUCCGACCCUCCAACCUGCAAGCUUUUGCCAAUAUAUCCACCCUACAUGGCAUGAGCCACAUAUUUGCCUAUGGGCACAUGACAUUCCGUCGAUUUCUCUGGACUCUUUCAUUCCUGGGUUCACUAGGCUUACUGAUGCUGGUCUGCAUGGAUCGAGUGUCGUAUUAUCUAGAGUAUCCUCAUGUCACCAAGCUGGAUGAAGUGGCAGCAACCAACCUCACCUUCCCAGCAGUUACAUUUUGUAAUCUUAACGAGUUCCGAUUCUCCAAAAUCACAAAGAAUGACCUUUAUCAUGUGGGGGAGCUCCUUGCCCUCCUCAACAAUAACUACCAAAUAGCUAACCCGCACUUGGCUGAGCCUGAGAUUCUGGCUAUCCUAAAAGACAAGGCGAACUUCCAGAACUUCAAGCCCAAACUCUUCAACAUGACUGAUUUUUAUAACCGAACAGGUCAUGACAUCGGCGACAUGCUGCUACAGUGCACCUUCCGAGGAGAGGAUUGCUACGCAGUGAAUUUCACAACAGCGGAGAGCAUCAGAUGCUUAGACAUUAGAAUACAAAUACCCCUGCUGCAACAGAGGGGAGGUCACAUCCCCCAAAAGCCUCCUGCCAAGAGUCCCCUACUGCACUGCCACCUGGUCUUAUGUUGUAAGUCUAAUCCCAAUCAGAGACCCAUCCGAAAGCAGCCAGGCUUCCUUAUGAAGCCGUUGUCAGACCUCAGCGAGGACCCUGGCACCAACCUGUAUGAAUAA
This is a messenger RNA of Menidia menidia (Atlantic silverside), 783 nucleotides long. NCBI's taxonomy places the organism in Eukaryota, Metazoa, Chordata, Actinopteri, Atheriniformes, Atherinopsidae. The record is from the annotation of a GenBank genome assembly.